Panthera uncia (snow leopard) is the source of this 1942-nucleotide messenger RNA. It is a transcript of the gene PTGER1, whose product is annotated as prostaglandin E receptor 1. The transcript is spliced from 2 exons. The record is from RefSeq and is a predicted model, not a curated record. Gene Ontology annotation, molecular function: prostaglandin E receptor activity. Lineage: Eukaryota; Metazoa; Chordata; Mammalia; Carnivora; Felidae. Gene Ontology annotation, biological process: positive regulation of cytosolic calcium ion concentration; adenylate cyclase-activating G protein-coupled receptor signaling pathway; inflammatory response. Gene Ontology annotation, cellular component: plasma membrane. The coding region runs from base 635 to 1849 and encodes 404 amino acids.
UCGGGGGUAGGGCCAGGGUGACCCAGUAACAGGUCUCUGAGGUUGCAGUGUGGGGGACAGGGACUGUAGGGACAGAGACGUGGCCUUGGGGAAAAGGACAACGCGGUGGGGAGAGAUGUGCGCCUGGCGGCAGAGGUGGGGCUGUGAGCAUCAAACGUGGGACUGGACCAAAGGUGACCUGGUGAUCUGAUCGUCAGGAAAGGGCAGUGAGGGCAGGUGGGGCCCUGGGGUCAGAAAUGGGUCAGUGGGCAUCGGACAGAGCCAGAGGCCAGGAAUUGGCCGUGGCGUAAAAACGGGAGGUGGGUGCCAGGGGUGGAUCUGUGAGGCCCAGAGGUGGGGACCCGGACCCGGAGGAAGGCUGGAGCCGGAGGAACCGGGGUGGACAGAGCAGGCGGGGAGCAAGAGACGGGCUGAUGGGGCAGAGGAGGAGAAAGGGUCAGGAAUGGGGCAGUCGUGGUCACCUGGAGUUGCCACGGGCAGCGAGUCGACGGGACAAUGCCAGUGGCCUCAAAUGGGUCCCGACGAUCUGAGGUGGAGCCACCCGCCAGGCUCAGCUUGACGACGGCCGUUGCGCUCCCGGCCGGCCUCACCGUGCCCUCCUCUCCUCUCCCCAGCCCCACCCCCGGCACCUGACAUGAGUCUCUGCGGGCCCCUCAACCUGAGCCUGGCAGGCGAGGCGACCGUGUGUGCGGAGCCCGGGGCCCCCAACGCGUCGGCCGGGCCGCCGGCCGGACGGGCGGGCGCCUCGCCGGCGCUGCCCAUCUUCUCCAUGACGCUGGGCGCCGUGUCCAACGUGCUGGCGCUGGCGCUGCUGGCGCAGGCCGCGGGCCGCCUGCGGCGCCGCCGCUCGGCUGCCACCUUCCUGCUGUUCGUCGCCAGCCUUCUGGCCACCGACCUGGCGGGCCACGUCAUCCCCGGAGCCCUGGUGCUGCGCCUGUACGCGGCGGGCCGCUCGCCGGCCGGCGGCGCCUGCCACUUCCUGGGCGGCUGCAUGGUGUUCUUCGGCCUGUGCCCGCUGCUGCUGGGCUGCGGCAUGGCCGUGGAGCGCUGCGUGGGCGUCACGCGGCCGCUCCUGCACGCGGCGCGCGUCUCGGCGGCCCGCGCGCGCCUGGCGCUGGCCGCGCUGGCCGCCGUGGCUUUGGCGGUGGCGCUGCUGCCGCUGGCGCGAGUGGGCCGCUACGAGCUGCAGUACCCGGGCACGUGGUGCUUCAUCGGCCUGGGCCCGGCGGGCGGCUGGCGCCAGGCGCUGCUCCCCGGCCUCUUCGCCGGCCUCGGUCUGGCCGCUCUGCUCGCGGCGCUCGUGUGCAACACGCUCAGCGGCCUGGCCUUGCUGCGCGCCCGCUGGCGCCGCCGCUCUCGACGGCGUCCUCCGGCGAGUGGCCCCGACAGCCGCCGUCGCUGGGGGGCGCGCGCGCCCCGCUCGGCCUCCGCCUCGUCCGCCUCGUCCGUAGCUUCGGCCGCCGGCGGCUCCCCGGGCCGCGGCUCGGCGCGCAGAGCCCGCGCUCACGAUGUGGAGAUGGUGGGCCAGCUCGUGGGCAUCAUGGCGGUGUCGUGCAUCUGCUGGAGCCCGCUGCUGGUGUUAGUGGUGCUGGCUGUCGGGGGCUGGGGCUCCGGCUCCGGCUCCCUGCAGCGGCCGCUGUUUUUGGCUGUGCGCCUCGCUUCGUGGAACCAGAUCCUGGACCCCUGGGUGUACAUCCUGCUGCGCCAGGCCGUGCUGCGCCAACUGCUUCGCCUCCUGCCCCCGAGGGCCGGCGCCAAGGGCAGCCCUGCGGGGCUGGGCCUAACCAAGAGCGCCUGGGAGGCCAGCUCGCUGCGCAGCUCCAGGCACAGUAGCCUCAGCCACCUCUAGGCGCGCAAACAGCCCCAGCGGCUGAGUCAGACCAUCCCGGCCGGGCCCAGGUGGGUCCGCAGCGCUGAGCCCUCGGGGGAAUAAAGCCAUGUU